Molecule: messenger RNA, 1184 nt
Organism: Diabrotica balteata
Lineage: Eukaryota; Metazoa; Arthropoda; Insecta; Coleoptera; Chrysomelidae
Source: the annotation of a GenBank genome assembly
AUUAACAAAUGCAAUAAACAUUGCACCUAAUUACUGGAGCAAUAUAUAUCAACUACAUAUAGACUACGCAACGGAAGAAACUGGUGUAAAAAGCACCAAACAUUUCGUAGUGAAGUGUGUUGUACCUAAUAGUGCUAAAGCGUUAAUGAACAUACCUAUGUUUAAAAGUGAAAUCCAGUUUUAUAGAGAAGUAUUACCCACAUUACAGCAGUUUUUGAGAAAUAAUCAUUUACCAGAAAUGAACUUUUUUUCCCAUUAUGCGUGCAGCAAGAAUAAAUACGGAAGAAGUUGAUGAAAAUUCGGUUAUAAUAUUGGAAGAUUUGCGAUAUGAAGGCUACCAAAAUAUGGAUAAACUUAAAGGAUUCAAUUUAGAAGAAACCAAAUCGCUUCUGAUAGACAUAGCUACCUUCCAUGCUGUUCCACUAGCCAUAAAACAUUCAAAUUCACUUCUAUUUCAAACAAAAAUUAAAAAUAACUGUAUAGACCCCCUACCACUUCCUAAACCUACAGAUGGAGAAAAUAACACGCCUCCACCAUUUCCGUUUGAACUAUUGCGCGAAGUGUUAGAAGAAAGUGAAUUUUGUAAAGCUAAUUUAGACAAGUUUGAACAAAUUGUGAAAAAAACUAAAGAAGAAACUCAACCUAUAGUGUUUUUUAAAAGAAAAGAUCCUAACGGGAAGUUUUCAACUUUGUGUCAUAAUGACAUGUGGAUCAAUAACAUUUUGCAAACAAUCGAAGAGCCUAAGAAAAAUAAACUUUUAGAUUUUCAAAUAUACACUAUAGAUAAUCUGGCUUUAGAUUUGGUAUAUUUUCUUUUUACCAGUGUAAAUAGUAAAGUUCUUCAAAGAAAUUUUGAUUAUUUGUUACGGUUUUAUUACGACAAUUUUGUAAAGAUUUUAAAGCCACUCAAAUGUACUGAAAAUUAUUUUCAGUAUGACUCUUUUAUAGAAAAAGUAAAGGAAGCAGCUGUAGAUAAGUUUAUACACAUUGGAAGCAUGACCAUGAUAGCUUCAAAGUCUAAGAAAAAUGAAAAUGGAGGAGAUGUUCAUACUGGAGCUAAGGAGAAAUUUGUGUUUUUAUUCACAGAAAUGGUGAAACGAAAAUGGAUUUAGUCUAAUUUUUCAAUUAAAAUGAUUAUAAUACUAAUGAUAUGUAAUAAUCGUCUACAAUAAAGUAGUUAUCAA